AUGUCUUCUAGCUACUGGGAGUCAACCCAACGGAAGUUUUGGACUUUUACAAAGCAAGAGCUAGCACUGGAACGAAAGAGAAUGGAAGAUGCAGAAAGAAAUCUGGUCAACCUAUACCCUCUGCCAGAUCGGAGGCAUCUUAGCAUCUACUUCUCCCACCAACUCUCGAAGAUGGCAAGACCACUAGGGAUCCGACAGCAAGCUCUGGCCACCGCCCAAGUGUACGUGCGGCGGUUCUAUGCCAAGGUCGAGAUUCGAAGGACGAACCCAGCGCUCGUGCUGGCAACAGCGCUGUACCUAGCGUGCAAGAUGGAGGAGUGUCCACAGCACAUCAGAAUGGUAUUAGCAGAGGCACGUCACUGCUGGGACACAUCGUUCAACGACGUCUCGAAGAUUGGCGAGUGCGAAUUUACACUCAUCUCUGAGAUGAACUCGCAACUAAUCCUCCAUCAUCCAUACCGCAGCCUCGCUGAACUCCAGACCCAAUUCCAGCUGACCCAGGAAGAGAACGCCCUGGCAUGGUCGAUCAUCAACGAUCACUACCUUACAGACCUCCCGCUUCUUCACGCACCGCAUGUCAUUGCCAUUACGGCCAUGUUUCUGGCAGUCGUUCUCAAACCCAUUGGCUCUCAAGUCAAUGCAGCCGGAAUGAACAACGCGCUCCAAACGCUGGGCAAUGCGCGUGGUGGACAGGGAAUGCAGGCAAGAAUACAAAAACUGGUCGACUGGCUUGCUGAGAGUAGCGUUGAUAUCGAGGCUGUUGUUGAGUGCACGCAGGAGCUUAUAUCGCUGUAUGAGGUCUGGGAGACGUAUACCGACAAGACGUGCAAAGACCAGAUUGCAAAAUUUGUCAAGGCGAGAGGUCUGGAUAAGUAA
Alternaria atra is the source of this 876-nucleotide messenger RNA. RefSeq lists its product as uncharacterized. Gene Ontology annotation, biological process: positive regulation of transcription by RNA polymerase II. NCBI's taxonomy places the organism in Eukaryota, Fungi, Ascomycota, Dothideomycetes, Pleosporales, Pleosporaceae. Gene Ontology annotation, cellular component: mediator complex; nucleus. The record is from RefSeq and is a predicted model, not a curated record. Gene Ontology annotation, molecular function: cyclin-dependent protein serine/threonine kinase regulator activity. Bases 1 to 876 code for a protein of 291 amino acids. The transcript is spliced from 3 exons.